ACAAAAACAAAACUGCUUUGUUUUAAAUGAAUCCUGGAGUUUAGUUCUUUGUACAUAAUUCUGGCAGCAGUGUACAUAAUUGACUUGAAAAGGCAAGGGCUAGGUAAGUUUGACUCAUAGCAGGUAUUCAACCCAAAAGACAAAUGAAAGUCAUAAGUGUUAACAUGCAGUCUCUGUAAAUCUAGGCCCACUCUUAAAGUCAGGCCAAAGUGGUGCUAAUAAGUAGAACUAACUAUGAUCUUCUAGCAGGGGCUCUUUGAACCAUGAAUGACUGUUGGAGUUUAGACUUAUAGGCAGAACUGCCUCUUUGGCACCAAGGCAACUUAUUUACAUGGCACAUAAUGAAUUUUAACAUCUAAUGACCUUAUGUUUUGAACUUCACUUAAAAUCCACCAUUUUAUUUCUCUAUUUGAUAAGAGAACUGUGAAUCAUUACUGUACAUUAGCACCUACAGAGCUCCUUUAUAUUUUGUUUCUCUUUUUCGCUUUCUUUAUUUCUCUAAAUAUAAAGUUUUUGUUUUUUAUUUUUGCCGGCCCUCCAUUAGGGCCUGAGACAGUAGAGCCCACUUGGCUCUACAUUGGACUUGGCUAAGCUAAUAGGAAGGAAAUAUGCAUGGGCGAGGAAUGGCCUCUUCUCUUUAAAAAAGAAAACAAAAAUUAAACUCUCCAUAGCUGACAGGAAGGAAUUGGGAGGGACAGAAUUUCAUUUUUGGUGUUCAGACAAACAUGCUGUUUGCGUAAUGGUUCUUUGUUUGUAUGUAGAAGAAAAGUACAAUUUCUCCUUGCAAAGACAGUUUGGGAACAAUAUAGCCUGAUUGACAAAUACGAAAUACUAUUGACUCACUACUUUACAUUAGUUUUUAUUUAUUUAUUUUUUAUGGUUUUUGUAGAGAUGGAGUCUUGCUGUGUUGUCCAGGCCAAACUUGAACCCCUAGGCUCAAGCAACCCUCCCACCUCAGCCUCCCGAGUAGCUGGGUCUACAGAUGCUCGCUACCAUGCCCAGCUUAGUUUUUAUUUUUAUUCAACAUUAUUGUUAUUCUAGAAUGUUCUUCUAAUUACCAUCAAUAAAAGACAAAUAUUUAAAGUUUUUAACCAUUGUAAAACUGCAAAAACUAAAAUAUAGUACAAUUUGGAGUAAGAUAUAAAGUAAUGGAUUAUCAGUUUCUGAGAUAAAAAAGUAUUUCCAGUGUUCUAAAGGUAAUUAAGUAGAUAGAGUCAUGGUCAUAUUUAACUGCUGAGGUAACUUUUUUAGUACUUUUCAGGUUUUGCCAUAAAGACCAUUAUUUUUAGUUUUUCAGUGGAAGACAAAUCAGAGAUUUUCCUUCAGUAGCAGAAGAGACCGGGGUUAAAACCAGGGAUACUUCUGGUUUUGUAAAUACUGGACAUUUAUUUAAAGCAUGUUGAUUAGAGAUAUUGGGGGAAAUUAAGGUAAUUUCUGUCAAGAAAGUAUGCCUCAUAGUGAUAAGUGCACAGGGUACUAGAAUAUACUCAGACUUUUUUGUUCCAUUUUAAAAGGACACUGGUAUCUUGGGACUAGAGUGAAUGUGACAGUAAUUAACAAAAUAUAGUGAAAAAAGUAAUAUCAUAGAGUAAAAGGGGGAAAUAUCCCAGUAUUAGAUAUUACAUAUAUAAACCUAAAAGCCCAUUUAGACAUAAUUUUUAUUAUUUGCUAAUACUCCAGGGAUGCCUUCUAUACUACAUUCUGAUGUUACUGAGACAGUUUUAUCAAGGUUUUUAUCUAUUUAAGUCUUAGGAAAUCUCUGUUAACUUUAUUACUAUAUUACAGUUAUUGCUACCAAUAUUCCAAGGUGCUUGGAAACAUUGUUUUGAGUUAGUGAUCUGUAGUUAGCCUGUAAAGAGAUGUAAGUCCAGCGUUUGCAUUAGAUAGCCUUUUUCUUUUCUUGUAAUUUCUGCACCGUUUGGUAAGUUAAAUGUCCAGUGUAAUUAAUGGAUUUGUUUCACAAUGGUUGUGCUGGUGGAGACAUUGUUUGAAAGUUGAGAAGGAAAAGAAGAAAACAAAAGGAUUAAUGCGUGAAUAUAUUUUAGUACUAAAAAGCGUGUAUGCUUUAAAGUUUCUUCCAAAAUAAGUUUAAAUAAGAAGGUCAUAUUUUUGGCCAUCAUUAUUUACUUGUUAUACAGGCUGUGUUAUAAUUUAGAGGAAAACAAGUUUUGGAAAGAGAGAAGCCUCAGAAAAACUUUCUAUUGCCUGGGUGUGGGCCAGGUCACAUGGAUUGGGUGUGGGAAGUUUCAGUGUUGCAGAACAGACCAGGAAGCUCACUGAGAAUUAUCCUGACAAAAGAGAACACGGAAUUUUUCUUCAAAAUGGAUUGGUUAAAUGUCUUUAAAGAUUUUUUCAGCAUUGGAAAAGUGAAAAGAAAACCUAGUGUGCCAGAUUCUGCAUCUCCUGCUGAUGAUAGUUUUGUUGACCCAGGGGAACGUCUCUAUGACCUCAACAUGCCCGCUUAUGUGAAAUUUAACUACAUGGCUGAGAGAGAGGAUGAAUUAUCAUUGAUAAAGGGGACAAAGGUGAUCGUCAUGGAGAAAUGCAGUGAUGGGUGGUGGCGUGGUAGCUACAAUGGACAAGUUGGAUGGUUCCCUUCAAACUAUGUAACUGAAGAAAGUGACAGUCCUUUGGGUGACCAUGUGGGUUCUCUGUCAGAGAAAUUAGCAGCAGUCGUCAAUAACCUAAAUACUGGGCAAGUGUUGCAUGUGGUACAGGCUCUUUACCCAUUCAGCUCAUCUAACGAUGAAGAACUUAAUUUUGAGAAAGGAGAUAUAAUGGAUGUUAUUGAAAAACCCGAAAAUGACCCAGAGUGGUGGAAAUGCAGAAAGAUCAAUGGUAUGGUUGGUCUAGUACCAAAAAACUAUGUUACCAUUAUGCAGAAUAAUCCAUUAACCUCAGGUUUGGAACCAUCACCUCCACAGUGUGAUUACAUUAGGCCUUCACUCACUGGAAAGUUUGCUGGCAAUCCUUGGUAUUAUGGCAAAGUCACCAGGCAUCAAGCAGAAAUGGCAUUAAAUGAAAGAGGACAUGAAGGGGAUUUCCUCAUUCGUGAUAGUGAAUCUUCGCCAAAUGAUUUCUCAGUAUCACUAAAAGCUCAAGGGAAAAACAAGCAUUUUAAAGUCCAACUAAAAGAAACUGUCUACUGCAUUGGGCAGCGCAAAUUCAGCACCAUGGAAGAACUUGUAGAACAUUACAAAAAGGCACCAAUUUUUACAAGUGAACAAGGAGAAAAAUUAUAUCUUGUCAAGCAUUUAUCAUGAUACUGCUGACCAGAAGUGACUGCUGUAUAGCUGUAAUUUAACGUGUAAUUGAACACUGAGAAAAUGUUGGGUCCAGUUGUGCUUGAUUGGAAAUUGCUGUUUCUAACUCUAUAUGAGAAUGACUAUAAUAAUAUUUUUAUUAUAACUCAGCCCAUACAUAUAUACUUUGUAUGCAGUGCAUCUGCAUAAAAUAAUUCCUUAUCCUUGGUCUUCUGUUUUAUUGUUUUCUUCUUUGCUGUUUUUGCUUUGCUUCUAAUAUUACUGUUUUGUAUUUUGAAAAAAAAAAAAAUCAAAUAAUGCAGAUCAGAAUCUUUAUAUGGAAGAAAUCCUUUAUUGCCUUUCCUUUAUUUCCUUGUAAAGGAACCCUGUUAGUUCUGUUAUGAUCUCUCUUUAUAUAAAAUUAUUAUAUCUAUAUAUGACAUAUGCUAAAAUAAAUUUCUUGGAGAGUGUUAAUCUUUUCUGUGACUAAAUAGCAAUAAUAAAUGGAAAAUUAGAAAUUAUUUCCAGGUAUUAUAUUUGUCACAGGUAAUUGUAACCAAGUAUAUUGUGUCUGCCAUGAUUUUUAAAAAUUCAUUCAUUGUCUUCAGUCAUACAGCAAGACACAUGAGACAUAGGUUAGAAAACAUGUUGUACAAUUUUAAUUUACAACUGUUGGAAACAAAGAUCACUAAAUUCUU
Cebus imitator (Panamanian white-faced capuchin) is the source of this 3940-nucleotide messenger RNA. RefSeq names its product NCK adaptor protein 1 (gene NCK1). The coding region runs from base 2226 to 3263 and encodes 345 amino acids. Lineage: Eukaryota; Metazoa; Chordata; Mammalia; Primates; Cebidae. Gene Ontology annotation, molecular function: ephrin receptor binding. Gene Ontology annotation, biological process: negative regulation of endoplasmic reticulum stress-induced eIF2 alpha phosphorylation; negative regulation of PERK-mediated unfolded protein response; positive regulation of endoplasmic reticulum stress-induced intrinsic apoptotic signaling pathway. The record is from RefSeq and is a predicted model, not a curated record. The transcript is spliced from 3 exons.